Sclerotinia sclerotiorum 1980 UF-70 is the source of this 528-nucleotide messenger RNA. RefSeq lists its product as hypothetical. Bases 1 to 528 code for a protein of 175 amino acids. Gene Ontology annotation, biological process: mitochondrial respiratory chain complex I assembly. NCBI's taxonomy places the organism in Eukaryota, Fungi, Ascomycota, Leotiomycetes, Helotiales, Sclerotiniaceae. The transcript is spliced from 4 exons. The record is from RefSeq and is a predicted model, not a curated record.
AUGGCACCGAAUAGUGACGUUUACCACCCUCAAGAUGCCUUGAAAGCAGGAAUCAACGGCGCCUUGAUUUCGGGAUCCGCUGGUGCUUUUGCUUCCGCGAUCCAAAAUACUUUACACAAGAAGAAUAUCGGAGCAUUAGGUUUCAUUACAAGGACAGGAAGCACAGCUUUCAUAAUGACCGCGAUCGGUGGAACAUAUGAAUUCACAAAAUACGCAUCCGCCAACUUGCGAGAGAAGAACGACACUUACAACACUGCAAUUGGAGUCGGAACAACCCCUGCGGUGCUUGGAUUUGGGACUUUGGCGGCGGUUGUGCUUAGUGCAUUCGAUUAUACUGGCGGUGCCCUGUCCGGAUACAAGAGAGAUCCAAAUGUAGAUGAAUUUGAGAGGAAGGAGCAUUUGAGAAAAAACCGAAGGAUACCUAUUGAACAGACGGUAGCAGAAUUGGGCGAAGGAAGAGGUUAUGACGAGAGAAGAAGGGAGAGGAUCAAGGAAAGAUACGGUAUUGAUGUACCAGCUAGAUCUUAA